CUCGUCCAUUUGGAGGGGCGUUGGGUUUCCUUGAGGACCUUGGUGAAGUUUGGAACAGUUAAGGGUCUCAAAUCUGCACAAGAAACACACCAACCAUGUCGGACGCGGUGAUUAGUUUCCUUAAGGACUUUUUGGCUGGUGGUGUUGCCGCUGCCAUCUCCAAAACAGCUGUCGCUCCCAUUGAGAGAGUCAAGUUGUUGCUGCAGGUCCAGCAUGCCAGCAAACAAAUCACUGCGGCGACCCAGUACAAGGGAAUAAUUGACUGUGUGGUAAGGAUCCCGAAGGAACAGGGCUUUAUUUCCUUCUGGAGAGGCAACCUGGCCAACGUGAUCCGUUACUUCCCCACCCAAGCCCUCAACUUCGCCUUCAAAGACAAGUACAAGAAGAUCUUCCUCGGUGGUGUGGAUCAAAAAACACAAUUCUGGCGUUACUUCGCUGGUAAUCUAGCAUCUGGCGGUGCCGCUGGGGCGACUUCGCUCUGCUUCGUCUACCCUCUUGACUUCGCCAGAACAAGACUCGCUGCCGACAUCGGCAAGGGCGCGUCGGAGAGAGAGUUCAGCGGUCUUGGAAACUGCCUCACCAAGAUCUAUAAAACCGAUGGCCUCAGGGGUCUUUACCUCGGAUUCAAUGUAUCAGUGCAGGGUAUUAUCAUCUACAGAGCGGCCUACUUUGGAUGCUUCGAUACAGCUAAAGGUAUGCUGCCAGAUCCCAAGAACACGCACAUCGUCGUGAGCUGGAUGAUCGCGCAGACUGUCACCGCUGCAGCUGGUAUUGUCUCAUACCCCUUCGACACAGUCAGACGUCGUAUGAUGAUGCAGUCUGGACGCAAAGGAGCUGACAUCAUGUACAAGGGCACGAUCGACUGCUGGAGGAAGAUCCUGAAGGACGAGGGAGGAAAAGCCUUCUUCAAGGGUGCCUGGUCCAACGUGAUCAGAGGAAUGGGUGGUGCCUUCGUGUUGGUGCUGUACGACGAGAUCAAGAAGUUCACAAAAUAAACGUUCUAAUCUCCCAGUC
Micropterus salmoides (largemouth bass) is the source of this 1014-nucleotide messenger RNA. It is a transcript of the gene slc25a4, whose product is annotated as solute carrier family 25 member 4. The record is from RefSeq and is a predicted model, not a curated record. Gene Ontology annotation, biological process: mitochondrial ATP transmembrane transport; mitochondrial ADP transmembrane transport. Gene Ontology annotation, molecular function: ATP:ADP antiporter activity. The transcript is spliced from 4 exons. The coding region runs from base 96 to 995 and encodes 299 amino acids. Gene Ontology annotation, cellular component: mitochondrial inner membrane. NCBI's taxonomy places the organism in Eukaryota, Metazoa, Chordata, Actinopteri, Centrarchiformes, Centrarchidae.